Bathycoccus prasinos is the source of this 1473-nucleotide messenger RNA. RefSeq lists its product with no specific name. Bases 1 to 1473 code for a protein of 490 amino acids. NCBI's taxonomy places the organism in Eukaryota, Viridiplantae, Chlorophyta, Mamiellophyceae, Mamiellales, Bathycoccaceae. The record is from RefSeq and is a predicted model, not a curated record. Gene Ontology annotation, molecular function: hydrolase activity. The transcript has a single exon.
AUGAAUCUCAAAACGAACAUCAAGGGAUUCCUCGUCGCGUCGUUCGUCGCGUUCGUGCUCUGUUUCGCGUCAACUGCGGAUGCCAUCGCGACGCAAGAAGUCGACAUCGUGUACGCGAACGACGACGAAUACAACAGAGAUCCCACUCGUUUAUUCUUACCGGACGUGGCGCUUCCGAACGGCACUUCCUCAUCCGGCAAAGAUGUCGGUCUCGUCGUAAUGUUGCACGGAAGAUGCAUGGACGGGAACUCCAUCGACCAGUUGAUUGAUUUAAAGAAACACGUGGACACGAGAGAGUUCAUCUUGGCCGUUCCGGAAGGCCACAGGCAAAAUUUUUGGUGCUCGACGUGUUCGAGAUCGGAUGGGAUUUUGAACACGCGCUACGGGUGCAGAACGUGGGCGGCGACGGACGCGUGCUGCGCGAGCGCGGGUCCUUUACGAGCGACUUUAGUUCGAGAAGCUUGGGAACCGUACGACGACGUGACCCACAUUUAUCAGUUAAUUGCCGCCGUGAAAAGUCAAUAUGAAAUUGAUCCGACGAGAGUGUUUGUGCUCGGAUUCGAGAACGGUGGAUUUAUGGCGCACAGAAUGGCGUGCGAACACCCCGAGAUGCUUUCUGGUAUCGUCUCUAUCAGUGGAUCGAGCUUCUUAAAUGCGAGCAUGUGCGAGGCGUUGAACACGGUGUCGUCCUCGGUGCCGUCGAACAGCUUCGUUAACGUGUUACAAAUUUCUGGACGUCUGGAUCGAGUGCCUUCGGUAAACGGCGGGAAUUUCGAGGGCGUGGACAUCCCAUCGAUCCAAACAGUCGCCGAGCGAUGGGCAUCGAGAAACGGCUGCCAAACGGAAGAAUCGGUGGUUGUUGAUGGAGCGCUGAAUUUGCGAACGAAGCUUUUCGCGAAUGCGCCGGAUACUUCCUCAGAAACGUGGACGAAUGGUACGUGCCAAGAAGGAACAGUUGUUGAGAAUUGGGUAAUCGACGGGAUGAAUACCGAUACGGCGGUUGCGAACUCGUUCACGGAUACUUUUUCAACCGCGCUCGUCGAUUGGAUGAUGAAUCACACAAAACCAACCAGCGACGCAGCUGAAACUGAUAAUGACACCGUUGCCGUCCAAUCCGGUCCACCUUCUUCCGAAGACGACGCAUCCUUUGGCGAUGUCGCAAUUAUCGAUACGUCGACUGCGUUAGACGGACGUAGUUUCGAGGCGUGCCCGUCCGAUUUUCUUCAAUGCGAGGAUGGUUCCUUUACCUCUCGUGUUUUACCGUCGUGUAAAUUCUUCUGCAAUGGUGAAGUUGUCGAUACAGAUGGCGUCUUCUGUCUUAGCAGUGAUUGUUGCGGUGCGAGCAAGACCAUUUGCGCGGAAACGAGCGCGUGCAAGGAUAUCGUUUGCGAGGAAGACAAAGAGUCUUCCUCGGCCGCGUCCGUCUCAAUCUUCUUCGCGCUCGUCGUUGUGGCGCUUGGGUUGUUGAUUUAA